CAAUUUAUAAAAUAUAAUAAUAAAAUCUAAAAUUUAAUAAUCUGAAGAAAAAUACGAACAGACUAACACGACAACUUGAUACCGCGCGCUGUUUUAUAUUUAUGGAAUAUUCCUAUCACCUGCGUGGGGCGCGCGCGCACUUUGCCGUGCGCCGGCGCCGCCGCCAGUGCCGCUCGAUCAGCUGUCGAGGAACGACAUCUACUAGUGCUCUGUACGGCACCCUGCCGCGUACGCCCUCGUAUUAAUUCUCACACUGUACUGAUUUUGCUAGUGGCUCAUAUUCACCUUGCACCCUAUCAAGGCUUAAAAUUAUUAAUAAAUAUUAGAAUACUUGAAUAUACAAGUGAUUUAGUGUUAGUUCGUCCCGUACUGGGGACUUCUAAGCGGUUGAAGACCUGUGCUGAAGCUGGCUGAUGGAACUGCAUCCUGCAUUGCUCCGCUGACUGACUGUCGCCGAGGCCAUCCCGACACCCCCGACUGACACCAAACAGGAGAGUGCGGUGUUCGCAACCUUCUACGUGGUCCGACCUUUGUACCGGCCUUACUCAUUGCCCUCUCAUUACGUAUUUACCUAGGUUACUGUUAAGUUUAUGCGAACAUUUUAAAUAUAGUUUAAUUUUUAUUUUUACUUGCGAUCGUUUCAUUUUAUAAUCCUGAAAGAUAAAAAGGAACGUGACAGUGGCGCCCAGAAACGUGGUUUUCUAAAGGUCAAAGGUCGGUCCAACGUAUUUGGUUUGUAGCUAUUAGGCAUUCUUUGGUGUGGUAGUAUUAUAGUUGGUGUUUGUGAUUGUACUGGGUCCUUGUGUUAUUUUUCUUUCCUUCCUCGAUUUUUUUUGUUUUUUUUUUAAUUUAUUGUAUAUGUUGCUGUACUUAACUACCUCCUUAUUCAAAUAUUAAAUGGAAAUUACUUGUAUUUAAGCUGAUUUUGAAUGUUACCUCGCUUUACUUGGUAGCCAUAAGCUUGUAAUUUUGUUUUACUUUAUUGUACAACAUACCCAGCGUUUUGUAAAAUGGCUUUUCCAAUUAAAUUUUUAUUACUACAAAAAUCUGAACUGCUUUAUGAGGUCACUAUUCGAGGUGAGGUACCGGUGGAUAAUGUUACAGAGCUCCGUCGUCAAAUCACUAGAUUAACACAAAAAUAUCCACCUGAGGAUAUUUAUGAAUCCUGUUUAGACUUUGUAGAAGAUUGUAAUGGAUUUGCUGAGACCCUAGAAAAAGUUAAAAAUAAUAUAACGCUACUUAAGUCAGAUACACAAAAAUCAUUGGUUGAUAGAACACAAAGUUUAUUACACCAUUUACAUUAUAGAUUACAGCGUAUUGUCCCUCCACUUACACCUGAGCAUAACAAGUUAUUAAAUAAUUUAAAAUCAACAUAUAAUACCUUAUCAUCGCAUUUUGCUGAUAUAUUAAAAUCAUCCGGGCCUUCAGUCGAGGGCGUAACGGCUUCUAAAGUAGAUAGUUUGGCAGAAGGGAUAACAAAAAUCGCCGUCACCUGUGACCGUGGCUUAUCCUCUGAUAUUUCUAAAUUAAAAUAUGACGGGAAAACAUGUGUGCGUGCCUUUAUACAGCGCUUAAAUGAAUUCCGAACCGCUAAAGAGGUCUCUGAUACCAAAAUGAUGAAUGCGGCAACAGAGAUUUUUACUGGAGAUGCGCUGCAUUGGUUCCGUAGUGUCAAAUCUCAUGUAAACUCUUGGGAUGAAUUGUUAGUGUUACUUAAGGACGAUUUUGAUAUCGUGGAUUACGAUUACCGUAUGUUGUCGGAAAUCCGUAAUCGUUCUCAGGGUAAUGCCGAAAACAUAACUAUUUACUUAGCAAUUAUGGAAGGCAUGUUUUCUCGUCUUAGCAAACCAAUGAGUGAAGUCGAUAAACUCGAUAUAAUCUUGCACAACAUAAGACCUUGUUAUGCGAAUAUACUAGCAACUAGUCCCGACAUUACUUCCGUAAAUCACUUACGUACACUUUGUCGGAACUUUGAGCGUGUCACUUAAACGGUGUCGGUACUUAAACGGUGAAUCUCACCACCACCCUAAACAGUUAGCUACCGUGGGAAAA
Molecule: messenger RNA, 2052 nt
Organism: Trichoplusia ni (cabbage looper)
Lineage: Eukaryota; Metazoa; Arthropoda; Insecta; Lepidoptera; Noctuidae
Exons: 2
Coding region: 1011-1988 (325 amino acids)
Source: RefSeq, a predicted model, not a curated record